AUGCUUCGCGUCUUUGGUAGAGUUGUACCUAGACUAGCUCCUUCUCGAUGUCUCAGUUCCGAAAAGCCGAAAGUGCCGAAGCAGAAGAUAAGCAAGGAAGAGAUAAUGAAGAAGAAGACCCCUGCCGGAAAACUGGAUGAAAUGAAGCCUUACGAGGAUCCUUAUCUCAAAAAACAUCCGGGAGGAGUGAAUCCGAUUACUGGAGAGGUAUGA
Messenger RNA from Cylicostephanus goldi, 213 nucleotides. The record is from the annotation of a GenBank genome assembly. Lineage: Eukaryota; Metazoa; Nematoda; Chromadorea; Rhabditida; Strongylidae.